This is a messenger RNA of Mobula hypostoma (lesser devil ray), 1297 nucleotides long. RefSeq names its product small nuclear ribonucleoprotein 25 (gene snrnp25). Gene Ontology annotation, cellular component: U12-type spliceosomal complex. The coding region runs from base 152 to 670 and encodes 172 amino acids. Gene Ontology annotation, molecular function: protein binding. The record is from RefSeq and is a predicted model, not a curated record. NCBI's taxonomy places the organism in Eukaryota, Metazoa, Chordata, Chondrichthyes, Myliobatiformes, Myliobatidae. Gene Ontology annotation, biological process: mRNA splicing, via spliceosome. The transcript is spliced from 7 exons.
GUAUUAGUUCCGUCCCAUGCUGGCUCACGGCCUGGAUUCUCGUCGAACAGAUCCGCCGGAGAGGCCUAAAGGUUACACUCGUACCUGGUGCACUGGUGGAUAUGAUUUUAUUCCACUGUCACUACUGAGUUUGGAGAGCUGCUGAUUUGGGAUGACUGAUGAAAUUAAAAAGGAAUCUCCAUCCAUCAGCAUUAAGGAGGAAGAAGCUGUUGCAAUUUAUAGUCAAGAGAAAGCAGCAGAGGAGGAUGAAGAGUUAUCACAUGCAGAAAUCUUGGACCUAUUUCAGGAAGGUCUGGCUAUGAUAGUUCAGGAUCCUUUGCUGUGUGACCUGCCUGUACAGGUUACUUUGGAAGAGAUAAAUUCACAGAUAGCACUUGAAUAUGGGCAGGCAAUGACUGUGAAAGUAAAGAAAGGAGAUGGUGAAAUUAUGCCUGUUGUUGUGAUUCAAAAUGAAACUGUCUUGGAUUUGAAGAAAGCUAUUCAGAGAUAUGUCCAACUGAAGCAAGAACGAGAAGGAGGAACACAGUACAUUAGCUGGAAAUAUAUCUGGCAGACAUACCAUCUAACUUUUAAUGGAGAGAAGCUAGCUGAUGAUAAAAUGAAACUCAAAGAUUACGGAAUAAGGAAUCGAGAUGAAGUAACCUUCAUAAAGAAGCUCCGUAAAAAAUAAAAGAUCUGGAUGGCACAUGAUCAGAAGGGAUUUGUUUUCAUUGGUGAUGAAGCAGAUCGUAGCUGCUACUGACAAAAUUAUUUCUUCUAUCAAAUUACGAAAAGAAGAAGUUGGAUUAUUUGUUAGAAAAUUAAAGGUCAAGUGAAGAAAGAUUUUUUGAUUUGUCCCAUUUGUAAUGAAUCUUCUUGGAAGGACUGCUUUUCAGCAAAUAAAGUCUCAUUUAUUGAGUUUUUUAAAAAAUUAGUUUUUUUUAAAUCAUAUUGUCUGAUAUACAGAUGCCCUCUUUCCACAGUUUCAUUAGGUGUUACUGUUCUUGCUUUGUCUAUAUCUUGGGGCAAAAUUGGAUUUGAGAUUCCAUGAUAUUUUAAAACAUAAUUUCCCUAUCAAUAAUUACAUGACACUUCCUUGAAAGGAAGCACAUCCCUCUUGACUAGAAACAUACUUCCUAUGAAAAUCAAUAUGUGGGCUAGGUUAUAAUUAACUCAUUUGUGAAAAAAUGCUGGCUAGGAUUUCUGCAAGUGUCUCCAAUAUUUUGAUUUUGUUUGAAUGUAUGAUGUAUUUGAUUAAAAACAGAUUAAAAUGCACAGAUUAAAAACAGUCUUUCAUGGGUUUUGCAAUGCUUAAAAG